AUGCGUUUCACAUCCGCCGUUGCCAGCGGCCUUGCUGCCGUCGGUGCUGCUGCCAGCACUCCCAACUAUCUGGGUUUCAACUCCGGCUCUACCCAGGAUGACCGUUCCGCCAAGUUCAAGAGCGAUUUCCUUGCCGAGUUCAAGACGGCCGCCAACCUCAAGAACUCUCCCGGCGACUUCAACUCGGUCCGUCUGUACACCAACAUCCAGGCCUACUCUACCGAGGACCCCAUCCAGGCCUUUGACGCCGCCGUCGAGACUGAGACCAACAUCCUGCUGGGUGUCUGGGCCUCGGGUACCGACAGCAUCGACAAGGAGGUCACCGCCCUCAAGAAAGCCAUUGCCAACCAUGGCAGCAAGCUGACCGACCUUGUCAUCGGUGUCAACAUUGGCAGCGAGGACCUGUACCGUACCUCGCAAACCGGUAUUGAGAAUGAGUCCGGCGUCGGUGCUGGCCCUGACACCAUUGUCAACUUCAUCAACGACUGGAAGAAGGCCUUCAAGGGUACCGCCCUGGCUGACACGCCUGUCGGCCACGCCGACACCUGGGAUGCCUGGACCAACGGCACCAACAAGGCCGUCAUCGACGCCGUCGAUUUCCUCUCGGUCCACGAGUAUCCUUACUACGAGGGCACCAAGGACAACGACAUCUCCAACGCCGCUGACCUCUUCGAGACUGCCUACGAAAAGACCCUUGCUGUCGCUGGCGACAAGCCUGUCUGGGUCACCGAGACUGGAUGGCCCUACGUCGGCCCUAAGUGGGAGCGUGCCGUCGCCAGCGUCGCCAACGCCAAGAAGUACUGGCAGGACGUCGGCUGCAAGAAGCUCUUCAACAAGACCCCCACUUUCUGGUACACCCUCCGGGACGCCAACCCCGACAACACCAUGAAGUUUGCCAUCACCGACGAGCUGUCCACCACCCCCCGCUGGGACCUCAGCUGCCCUACUACAACUGACGACGACGACAACGACGAUGACAAUGACAACGACAACGACAACGACGACGACGAUAGCCUGACCUCUACCUCGACCUCUUCUUCCUCCAAGGCCACUGAGACCGUCAAGAGCGGAAGCGAUGAGGUCACCUCGUCCGUCUCCAAGCCCACCUCCAGCUCCGACUCCAGCUCCGGCUCCGCCACCACCACCGCCACCGCCACCAGCGGCAGUGACAGCAGCAGCUCCAGCAACGAAGAGCAGGCCGCUUCUACCCCUGUCUCCGGCUCCAGCUCCGAAACCCCCGUGGCUGCCGCCUCCACCCUGAAGGUCAGCGCCGUCGGCAUUGUUGCCGUUAUCGGUGGUCUCGUUGCUCUCUUCUAA
Molecule: messenger RNA, 1317 nt
Organism: Geosmithia morbida
Lineage: Eukaryota; Fungi; Ascomycota; Sordariomycetes; Hypocreales; Bionectriaceae
Product: glucan endo-1,3-beta-D-glucosidase
Exons: 1
Coding region: 1-1317 (438 amino acids)
Biological process (GO): cell wall organization
Cellular component (GO): extracellular region; cell surface; fungal-type cell wall
Molecular function (GO): 1,3-beta-glucanosyltransferase activity; glucan endo-1,3-beta-D-glucosidase activity
Source: RefSeq, a predicted model, not a curated record